Amphimedon queenslandica is the source of this 1165-nucleotide messenger RNA. RefSeq lists its product as uncharacterized. NCBI's taxonomy places the organism in Eukaryota, Metazoa, Porifera, Demospongiae, Haplosclerida, Niphatidae. The record is from RefSeq and is a predicted model, not a curated record. The transcript has 7 exons. Gene Ontology annotation, cellular component: membrane. Bases 40 to 1098 code for a protein of 352 amino acids.
GUGUGGCUCACAUAUAAACUGCUGCAUCAGCAAUUAAACAUGUAUCUUCAGCUUCUGCUCUUGUCCUUAUACUUGCUGGAAGUUGAGCCCCUGGUUGUAUAUAGCAGUGGUGAUAUUCAGUUGUAUUCCAAUGGAAGCAGUGAACUGUCCAACAAUGGAGGGAUACUCCAAGUAUAUGUGAACAAGUGGCAUGAUAUGGACCUCUUUGAUGAGCAAUGGAUCAAUGUCUGUUCCAAUGGCUUCAAUAAAGGAGCUGCAGCUGCUGCCUGUAGACAAUUGGGAUACAAUGAUGCUCUAAACUAUGGACCUUAUCACCAAUAUAAUUAUCAACUCAAUCCUAACACAUCUGCUUAUAUGAUGACUGGAGUUGCUUGUCCUUUUGUAUCUAGCUACACAAAAUAUGGUGACAAUAAUCUCUUUAGGUGCUCAUAUUUUUCAACCUUUACUAAUGACACUCACUGCACACCAGUAGCAGUUCAAUGCAUUUCUGAUCGGACUGAUUCCUCUCCUCCUUAUAAUGGUCAAGUAAUAUUAACAAAUAAAACUGAGAGAUUCAAUCGCUCCAUAGCCUCAGGAUACCUUCAGAUGUACAUCAAUGGCUCCUGGUAUCCAGUCUGUGCUAAUGUCAGCUACUUUGGAGCAUCCAGUGCUUGUAGGCAGUUGGGGUACACUGGAGUAUCUGCAAUUUACAUUGAUAAGACUUAUAAUGGGCCCGGGCUGUAUAUUGGAGAGGCAGUUUGCAGUCUUGAGUCAUUGCAGUGUCUCAGUCAUUGUUAUAAUGAUACUAAUGUAUACCGGGCUAUUAACAGUUGCCAGCUAGUGCAUCUGGUCUGUAGGUUCAAUAUUGAAGAUGCUGUUGUAAGUUCUUCUGGUUCUCAGUUCUUGUGUCAAUUACCAGUUGGACAAUCAGGCAACCCAACAGGAAACAGUUGCACCACCUCUUCUUCAUCAGUUGGACUAUCAGUAUCCCUUGGUAUAUUUAUACUCAUUACUGUCAUUGUUAGUAUACUACUAGUGUCACUGGCUCUGUGGACUCUCUGUUGCAAUAAAAACAGGAAACUCUACUCCAACAUUGAUGACUCUAAACUAAUAUCAUGAUCUGUUAUUCUGUUUGUGUGGAAUUUUUAUCCUUUUUGAUUAAUUAAUUUAUUAUUUACCAGACUUA